This is a messenger RNA of Sparassis crispa, 282 nucleotides long. Its product is annotated as NADH-ubiquinone oxidoreductase 10.5 kDa subunit. Lineage: Eukaryota; Fungi; Basidiomycota; Agaricomycetes; Polyporales; Sparassidaceae. The coding region runs from base 1 to 282 and encodes 93 amino acids. The transcript is spliced from 3 exons. The record is from RefSeq and is a predicted model, not a curated record.
AUGUCUUUUGCCAAAGCCUUGUCACCGGCGAUUAGGGAGAUACGGAUUCUGUGUUGUCAGACGGGAUUGGCCUCGGCGGGAACACGCCAAUUCAUCUCGUCGACAUAUCCAAUUCUCAAGAAACAUAACCCAGACCUCCCAAUUCUAAUCCGUGAAGCGAAGGGGACGCCAGCGCGGGUUUUUGCGAGAUAUGAGCGCGGUGUAGAGAAGCAUGUCGAGGUGGAUAACCUGUCGUCCUCAGAUGUGGCGUCGAAAGUGGCACAGCUCCUGAACGUGUCAUGA